AACAAAGAAAAGUGUUUUAAUAUUUAAUUUUUAUUUUAAAUUAUUUAUUUAUUUAGAUAGAGAGUCUCGUAGCAAGGACUUCUAAAAUUAUUUAUUUUGUUAAAGCACUAUACAAAUUUCACGAUAGACGAAUCUUAAAGAUAUAAUCUCGUUCAGUUUUGAAAAAUUAUUAUGUUAGUAAAUGAUGUAGUGAUACCAUGAAUGUAUAUUAAGUUAAUUUGGGCGUUGUCGAUAGUUUCAGUAAACCGGUCUUAAUAGUUGUACAAAAUCGGUUUUGAUAACGUUUUACAAAACCGGUUCUGUAAACGUGGUAUUGAAUGUGGUUCAAUGUUAGAUCUUUUGAAAGUUCAUUGACAUCAUUUACCUUUAAAAAUAAACCGUUUACGAUUGGUUGUUAAAACGGUUCUGAAAAAAGGCGGAAACUGAUUUCCCUUUAAAUACCAUUACGUUUCUGAGUCACAGCUACUCUUGCCAGGGAGUGCUACUUGCUUGUGAUUGUUAUUAACCAAAUUUCUUGCUUCUGAAUCUAUACCGAAGGUAAGUGUUUAAAAUAUAUUUUUCACAGAGUCGAACUUUUUCUUUUUUUUUUUAUAAAGAACCACAAGGAUUUAUCCGUUUGUUGAGGCGUUUAACCUAUAACUUGGUAAAUAAAUCGAACUAUAUUUUGAGUUAACAUUACCGAAAUUGUAUUAAAAUAGUUUAGCUGUUAUAACUUGAAAAUGUGUCUUACUCAUUUCUUAUUCACUAAACAUACUAAACAGCUUAGUUUAAAUAUGUAUUUAUUUAUUUGCAGAACACUGAAAGUGUUCACGUGCAACAUGUUAACAUGGAUGUGAUCAACGUUUAAACCAAAGAGUAGAUUGUUUAAUAUGCAAUCCGGAAUAGAUAUUUUUAAAAUGUAGAUAGUUUAAUGCGCAAUCCGGAAUAGAUAUUUAAAAAAAAAAAAAAAAAAAAAAAAUGUAGAUAGUUUAAUAUAUAAUCCGAAAUAGGAAUAGAUAGUUAAUAAUUCAUAUAACAAGAAUAUCCAGUACUUUAAAAUGUCCUCUCACACAACUUGCAGGAUAUUUUCGUGUGAUCUGUGUCAGGCACGCUUUUCUCGAAAUUCUGAUCUUCUUAGACAUGGAAGGAAUUGUUUCAAUCUGUCACACAUUUUCAUAUGUGAACUAUGUGGCGAACAUUUUACCAGAAAAGAUGGCUAUCACAGACAUGUUAGACGGUAUCACGAUCAUACUUUAAAAUGUUUAAACUGUUCGUAUCAAUGUUCCAACCGAUCCGAGCACGCAAAACAUGUUUCAAAAUGUAUCGGUAGCCCUCAAACAUACUCGUGUAAUCAGUGUCAGUGCAUGUUUUCGUCGUCUAGGGAACUUGCAAUACACAACUCUCGAACUCAUAACCCCCAAAGAACAUUUCAAUGUUCUUCUUGUAUGAUAGACUUUAUUAAUGUUCAGGCAUUAAAACGUCAUUUCAAAGUAUGUCGCACCCAAUCCGGCGGUGGUAAGCGGAGUACCAAACGGUCAACACCAGCCCCGACCGUAGGUACUGCGUUUUCUCAGCCAACCAGUGUUCAACCUCAAAACAAACGACAAAAGCCAUCGAGCACAGUCAGUCACAACCCUGACAGAACUCCCACACAACAGGUGAAUGUUAUACCGUUACCAGAACAACCCAAUUCUCAGUCUAAUAAUCACCAGGUUGAUUCUGUACCGCUUCCUGCACAAACCCCUUCCCCACAACCCGAAGCUGAUCAGAUUCCCGACGAGCCCCUUUCCCCAAACAGAGGAUGUAAUAGGCAAGCUCUGCAUGGUGACGUGAGAGAAUUUGACUAUAACGGAACUGAUCAAGACAGAUCGGACUUGAUGAGGUUUCUAGUUGCACGUAGUCGUGAUGUUAUUAAUGAUAUUCAAUCGGAACUACGAGAAAAAUUAUCAGUGAAAUGGGGUAUUUGUGUACAAAUUAAAAUGUCGAAAGUCAGCACAGAAGGCGAACAGACGUUUGUGGAACCGUACUUUAAAAACAAAAUGAUUAUAGCUACCGUGACGGAUGACUUAGAAGAACAAUAUUCUACUGCAAUGAAUGCGAUCAUGAUUAGAUUAGAUGACUACGAAGGUGAAGAGUCAAAUCUUAAUUUUGAAGAAGUCAUUACCAUGAAACUGACCGUUGUUCGAUUUCAACCUUUCAGAGGCGCGUCAUACAUCGAAUUACCUGUAGAGUUAAAGCGAAAGAAAAAAAGUAUACUGAACAUUCAAAACAAUGAUGACAAAUGUUUUCUAUAUUGUGUUUUGGCGCAACUGCACCCCGCUCCCCCCCAUUCCCACCCAGAGAGAACGCAUCACUAUUUACAUCAUGAAGACAAACUGAAUGUUAAUGGUAUAACAUUUCCAGUUACACUAAAACAAAUCGAUUUAUUUGAAAAAAAUAAUAACUUGUCUAUAAAUGUUUACGGCUAUGAAGAAAUUCCACCGAUGGGUAGAAACGAACCUAAAGACGCCCCACCCCCGAAGGUUGUAUAUCCUAUACGAAUAAGCAAAUCUAUCAAUGGAUCAAAUAAACAGCACGUUGAUCUUCUCAUGUUAAUGGAAAAUACACUUAACGAUAAAAAAAAAAAUCAUUUCUGUCUGAUCAAAAGUUUGUCCGGUUUAAUAUCUUGCACGGAAUACAGUGAUCGACAACAUUACAUAUGUAAAAAGUGUUUGUGGUCUUUUACCAGUGAAGAACGAUUAUACAAACACAAAGAUUACUGUUAUCACAACGCUCAGAGAAUAGUUAUGCCUCCAUUUGAGGAAGCCAUAAAAUGUUUUGGUAUCAAACAAAAAUAUAAAACACAGCGAUUUCCGUUCAUUAUAUACAGCGAUUUCGAAAGUGUUCUCGAGUCCACAACCGAAAAAAAUCGAAUACAAAAGCACGUACCGUGUGGGUACGCAUACAAGGUCGUAAGUAUACUGGAUAAAUACACGAAACCCCUAAAAGUCUACACUGGUAAAGAUGCGUCAGAACAUUUUAUAGAAAGCAUUUUAGAGGAAUAUGAAGAAAUAAUGGACAUUUUUAAUAAUCCCGUUGACGUGGUGCUCACGGCCGAUGCAAGAUGGGAAAUUGCCAAUGCUACACACUGUUAUCUAUGCGGUGAAGAGUUAGAUUACAGUAGGCACGUAGACCACUGUCACCUCACAGGAAAGUUUAGGGGGGUCUGUCAUGGCUACUGUAAUUUAAAUUUCAAACUGGAAAAAGAAGUGAUAUGUGUGCUUCAUAACAGCGAACGGUAUGACACGCAUUUAAUUCUACAAGCGUCCACUAGGUUUGCCGAUAGAAAACUCAGCUGCAUUCCGCAUAAUACCGAACAGUUUCUGUCGUUCUCCAUUGACGAUUUAAUCUUCGUCGACUCUUUUAAAUUCCUCACAUCAUCACUCGAUUCGCUGACAAAAAAUCUCAUGAGCAAAGGAAAACACUGUUUUGUACAUUUAAGUAAACAUUUUCCCAAUCAUGUAGACAUGCUAACCCGUAAACUUCCUUUCUGUUAUGAAUACAUAGAUUCAUUUGAGAAAUUAAAUGACACACAGUUGCCCAGUCACAAAGACUUUUAUUCACAGCUCGCGGAAAGUAACAUUUCUGACGAAGAAUACACCUUUGCAGAAAAACUUUGGGGUGAAUUUCAUAUCAAUACACUAGAGGAAUUCAUGCGACUUUACGUUUCUGUCGAUGUUCUCUUAUUGUGUGAUGUCAUGGAAUCAUUUAGAGACAUGUGCAUUAAAAGUUACGAACUAGAUCCGUUACAUUACAAAAGUCUCCCGGGUUUUGCUUUAGAUGCUGCUUUAAAAAUGACCGAUGUCGAACUCGAUCUGUUCACAGACCCGGACAUGUACGGCUUCAUUGAGAAAGGUUUGCGGGGUGGAGUGUCUAUGAUUUCGCACAGAUAUUCCAAAGCCAAUAAUAAAUAUAUGAGUGAUUUUGACUCGCAAAAAGACACGUGCUACCUAAUGUACUUCGAUGUUAAUUCACUGUAUGCUACCACUAUGUUAGAACCGCUUGCUCUCUGUGACUACGAGUUCAUCUCACCCGAAGGGUUUAUUGAUAUCGAAUGGGCUACUUUAGACACUGAGGGUGAGCUAGGGUACAUUUUAGAAGUCGAUCUGGAAUAUCCAAAAGAACUUCACGCAAAACACGCAUCUUUUCCACUUGCGCCACUACACGAUAACAUACCCGCUGUUGAGUUUUCACCAUACUAUAAACAGUUACUUGAACAAUUCGGUCUAAAUUUAAAUAAACCAUCGGGCAAAAAAUUGUUUUGUACUUUAAAAGAUAAAAACAACUACGUCAUUCACUUUGCAACUCUAAAGUUAUAUUUAAAACUCGGUUUGGAGUUGAAAUGUAUUCACAAAGUUUUAAAAUUCAAGCAAUCAAAGUGGAUGAAACCUUUUGUAACUCGAAACAUAGAAAAACGCAAGCAUGCUACAGACAAAUGCUCACAAGAUUUGUACAAAGCAAUGUCGAAUGUGUGUUAUGGAAAAUUCAUAGAGUCUGUCAGAAAAUACAAACAAGUCGAAUUGGUCGCACAACGAGAACGACUAAGACGAUACACUGCCAAAUCAAAUUUCAAACACGUAAAUAUUUUUUCGGAAGACUUAGUGGCAGUUGAAAUGCAAAGAACCACGGUUACCUUAAACAAACCCAUUGCAGUAGGAUUUUGUAUUUUAGAACACGCAAAACGUCACAUUCUGUCUUUUUAUUAUGAAACCAUGGUGAAACAGUACAACGAUCACGUGCGACUACUCAUGACCGACACUGACAGUUUGUUCAUGGAAAUCAGGACAGCUCCGGGUGAACAUUUGUUAGACCCAUACAAAUUCAUGCAACAAAACAGUCACUUGUUUGACACGUCCAACUUUCCCCCAGACCAUGCAUUAUUUUCUAUGUCAAGGCAUAAGGUGACAGGACUAAUGAAAGACGAAGCUGGAGGUGCAGUCAUUGACGAAUUCGUGGGACUUAGAGCUAAAAAUUAUAGUUUUACAGUCAUCGAUAAAAAAACAAAUUCCAAAAUUGAACACAAAAAGGCCAAGGGUAUCAAACGGGGCUUUGUUAAAAAGUCACUGCGUCACGAACUGUUUAAGCAAUGUCUGUUUCAGAAAAAAACGUUCUCUGCUACAUUUAAUUUGAUACGUUCAUUUCACAAUACCCUGUACACGAUCAAAAACACGAAAGUAGCUUUAAUACCUUUAGAUAAUAAACGAUACAUUUUAGAAGAUGGAAUUACAUCAGUACCAUAUGGUUAUCAAGCAUUUUAAGAUGAAAACAAAGAUCACACUUAUUGUUAACAUUGUACACGUUGAACAAAAGAAGAAGAAAAGAAAAAUACAAGAAUGGAAUCACAGUUCUACUAUUUUGAAGUACAAGAGCGAGGAACGGGUAGAGUUCUUUACCGACACAGAACCCUGUUCAAAAGACGUAGACGAUGCCUGCGUCACGCAACUCGACACAACUUGGCACAAUACACGCAUCAUACAGCAGUGCGCAUAAAAGUAAUUAUGUGUACAGUGAAUGUUGGUGGUGAACGCAACAAUUCGUGGAGAACACCCUUUGAAAUGGUUCUUAUCUCGUUUUACUUAAGUGUGCUGCAUGCUACAAUAAAUAAAAUGACAAAAGACAAUUGUGAAGGGUGUGCAAUUGAUCAUCCUUCUCAAAUUCAACACAGUUGUUUAAUGCUUACACCAAAUGAAGCGAUUGAUUCAUAUUUUGAGAGAGCCCUGCAAUCGUUGCCACACGAGGCAAUAGUGCAAGACGCAGAACGUUUUAUCCGUAGACACGGUGAACCAUGUCAUUCUAUACACAUCCUACCCUAUACCAGUGUAGAGUGGCUGCUAGAGAACUUUCUCAGUGAUCAUCGUCGUAAUGUGCUGGAGAUGAUGUUACGUGUGCAGAUGGCUGAAUGACAUUUGUCAACAAUAAAACUACAGUACAAAUAACUAGAAACUAUACUUUAGAAAGAAACCUUUAUUACAUUUAAAAUUAUUAUUAUUAUUAUUACAUCUAAUAAAUUUCUAACAUCUUUAAUUUCUUUACACCGGGAAUGCCCGCGUUAGCUUUUCUUUUCAAAUAAAACUGCUUAUUCUUGUU
Gigantopelta aegis is the source of this 6105-nucleotide messenger RNA. RefSeq lists its product as uncharacterized. The transcript is spliced from 2 exons. Lineage: Eukaryota; Metazoa; Mollusca; Gastropoda; Neomphalida; Peltospiridae. Bases 1038 to 5276 code for a protein of 1412 amino acids. The record is from RefSeq and is a predicted model, not a curated record.